Rhipicephalus sanguineus (brown dog tick) is the source of this 8195-nucleotide messenger RNA. RefSeq names its product probable cardiolipin synthase (CMP-forming) (gene CLS). Bases 325 to 1281 code for a protein of 318 amino acids. The transcript is spliced from 7 exons. Gene Ontology annotation, molecular function: cardiolipin synthase activity. Gene Ontology annotation, biological process: cardiolipin biosynthetic process. The record is from RefSeq and is a predicted model, not a curated record. Gene Ontology annotation, cellular component: mitochondrion; membrane. Lineage: Eukaryota; Metazoa; Arthropoda; Arachnida; Ixodida; Ixodidae.
GGCGACUGUUAAAUUUCCGGUUGUUUCUGCGCUCAUCGAGUUGACUUUAACGGUGCUGUCCAUGUGUCCGCUUUGAGCGCCGUAACGCGUGCUUCUUCGCGCUCCUCGAAUGCUCACUUCAACACCAACCUUUACCGCCAACGUUCACUCAUGCGCGCCGAGUCUGCGACGACUGCGUAAACGCCUUCCGAAAAGCAGUGUCGUCCCUCUCGGAGGGGGUGUCCCGACACAAGAAACAAAACACGACGUGACGACGGCCGUUUCGUCGAAACAACCGCCUCCUCCCGGGCACCUUCAAAGGGGUUUGUCGACAGCUGUUAAUACAUGGCACUCAGACUGUGGUCGCGUCGCAGCGUGCUGCCGCUGCGGAUGCUGCUGCGGCACGUCCCCGGCGGCGCCGGGAGCUUCGAGGUCGCCUCUCUCGACGUGGUGCCGCCCUGUCCGACGUCGAGCCGCGUGUGGCGCGUCUCUUGUAUUUCGACGGGUGCCGGAGGUGAUCGCGGUGCCGAGGAGGCGACGACCACCAGGCCCGUAUUUCUGCGGUCCAAGAGCCGCGUCCAGAGGACUCGCGACUCCCUGGCCAAGACUGGACGCUCGCUUCGCGCCACGCGCGAGAAAGUGACGGAAAAUGUGGAGCAGACCAAGAGGAUCGUGACCGAGCGCAUGGGGCAUCUGCGCGAGAAUGUCAUGACCAUACCUAACGCCCUCUCCCUGGCACGGCUCUGCUCCAGUCCUCUCCUUGGCUACCUGGUGGUCACUGAGGGCUACACUUCGGCCCUGGUCCUCUUCGCUGCCGCCGGAGUCACCGACGUGCUCGAUGGCUGGGUGGCAAGGUCGUUCCCCUCGCAGCAAAGCAUGCUGGGUACAGUGGUAGACCCACUGGCUGACAAGUGCCUGGUGGCCACACUCUUCCUCAGCCUCACUGUUGCCGGACUCAUCCCCGUUCCCUUGACUGCCCUCAUUGUGGCCCGGGACGUCACCCUCGUGGGCUGCGCUGGCUACCUCCGGUUCGCUUCUCUUCCUGCACCUAAAACAUUUCUGAGGUUUUUCGACGUUAGCUUGGCGACCGUCAAGUUCUCGCCUACAAGCAUCAGCAAGGCAAACACUGCCGUGCAGCUGGGACUAGUGGCGGCCACGCUAGCUGCCCCCGUGUUUGGUUUUGUGGAUCACAGUGCCUUGCAUGCCUUCUGGUAUCUGACAGCGAGCACGACAUUGCUGUCAGGCUUAACGUACCUGUUUACAAAGGAUGCUUACCAGUUCAUCAGGAAGGACAAGUCUUAGCCGAUACAUGUGCGGAAGUUGCGUGAGGAGCAUCUAUAUUGUGGCAGUUCUCGACUGCAUCCAGUUUGGACAACUAGUACCCGAUUGUUUUUUGUUAUAGUUGAACUGUUUUUAUUGUGUUGAAGCGGGUGUGCGAAUUGUUGUUUCUUUUACAAUUGAAAGGGUCAUUUUUUUGGUUGAUACGUUUGAUGGACUUUGAAAGGUACGCACAUUCUUGGAAGACAGUCAUGCGUUUUGUUUGUUUCUCUGCAUGUGGCCAAAUUUAGUCAGUAUCACAGGUGGCUUUCAUGCAGAAGCUUGUUAAGUUUGACGAAGUCAUCUCAAUAAGCUAUCUUGCUGGUGUCUAAUGAACAUGGAGCUCAGUCGCAACGACGAUUAUGAUAGCUUUCUAUUUCCGAUGGACGUCUCGCGUCGAUGUAAAACAGCUGCUUCGCCCUGAGGCUACUAUUAUCCCGAGAAAGGUGUGGCCUUAUCUGGCUGGCAUAUCCCUGACAGUGCACCGAAAACAAUAUGUGCAGGGGAGGGGUGGGGGUUGCGUCUGAUGUGCUAGUCACUGGUUGGGGUUGAGAUGUCAAAGUGUGCUGCUGUUUUCAGAUAAGAUAUCGCGCUGGUGUUAUGAUUACAGCUGUCAUUAGACAGUGAUGAGGAGGAUGUGUGAUGGCUGUGUUGGUGUAGCUGUACUGGCUCACAUAUGCUGCGCUGUGUUGGAUAAAAAAGAGUUUUAUCCACGCGUCUGUACUGUGAUGCUACACAAAGAAAACUUGCAGGGGUUUCCGAGAAAUUGAUGCAUCUCAGUUGAAGUGAGAAAGGCGCAUUGUGCUGCCCCGAGGAUCGAACCCGGGACCUAUGCCUCCCUGGCUUCCUGGUUAGUUCAGAUGGUGUAAUCGCUCUCCUGACUGUACUAAAAAGACAAUGUUCUCCAGUUUGAUCCUUGGUCCAGUAGAAAGCUUCUUUUUUUUUUCAACUGUGAAGCUUUCUUCUUGAGAAACUAAUAUGGAUUGCUUUUACAGCUUCGUGCUACAGCUGAUUGGACGAUCGCCUUUUUUUAUCAAACAGUUAAAACAGCUGCACCAGUCGCGUGUGUUCAUAAAUGGUCUUGAUGCGCUUUGGAUCUGCAACCACUGGCUGCAGGAAGUCUAGUUUGUUCAGUCGUAGAUAUGGUCAAAAUGGAGGUUGCAAGUUCUUUUUAUGCCUUGUGCCUCAUUGCUACGUAUAAUCUGUAUGUGCAUAUGGAGUCAAAUGGAGAGUAGGGGGUGAGCACUGCUCUGGAUUUUUCUUGCAGCAAUGAAAAGCAUCUUGUUUUUCAUUUAUUGGGCCUCGUGUAUAUGGGCCUCGUAAACCUCCGGAGUGCUUCGUUUGUAAAAUAACAGGAUGGAUAGGUGAGCUAGCUGGCGCUACUUUUCUUUUUUGUUCAGAAAACUUAGAGCUCACAUGAAAAGACACUGACCGAAGAAUCCAUAGUCACUGGUGUGUGUUUCUGUCUUCAUCCAGUGUCUAUUUGCACUCGAGGUUUUGUAAAAAAAUGUUUGCAUAGUUGUCUGACAUACUGAAAUUGUCGCUGCUUUUUCGAUGUCAUGGCGAAGCGUUUGUGCUGAGUGUAAGGUUCAUGUUGAGGUUCAUCUUGGUCACUCUUUUUCCGCGGGGCUUUUGUUGUUUUGUCGAGAGAAAGAGAGAAAAGCUUUGUGUGAGAACAGGUUUCUUCUGCAUCGGUGGGAGCUCUUAGUUCAGAGCCCCGUUGGCUUGCACAACUUAGUGUGCUCGCUGGAUCGGCCAUCACUGCUCUCAGCGCAGUCUCCCAGGAGGAAGGUGAGGGCAACAAAGUAGAGGUGUAACCUGGAUAUUUAUAGGUGCAGUGACACACAGCAGGGUUCACUUCACAGAAAGAUAUUGUGAAAGGUCUAUAAAAACUGAAGGCUCAAAAGACGGGGGUUUUCUCAUACGAAGUGCCCAACAUUGCACUUCGUAUGAGAAAACCGAGGUACUAUAUGGGAGCUCCUUUCCUGGUGCGACGUACAAUCAACUUCAGGUGCGGAUCGGUAAUCGGUACGUUCCAAAAGAUUAGCUGUUAGCAGAAGAACACACUUUAAGACCAGGUGCUUUCAUUUUAAGACCGGCUUGAUAUUACUACUGACUAAUAAAUUUUCAUGAUCUCUGUUUGUAAUAUGCACUUACCUUGUAUGAUUGAUGUACACUGGGCGUCAAAUGAAACCCCAACAGCGGCAAGCCUUCGCAGUGCUAUAGUGCGCACCGUCCUGUAAUCACCAUUGACAGGCACGGGCAUCCGGUUUGACCACACUGCGUAUAUGCAGGCCUGUCCAUGGUGAUGACAGGACGGCGCGCACUAUACCAUUGCGAAGGCUUGCCGCUGUUCGGGUUUCAUUUGACGCCGAUAGUACAUGUCUUGCAAAGGCAUUCUUUGCAUCGUUCUCUUGAAGUGCAAGCUUUAUAGCAUAGCAUAUCAACAUUACAUGUGACACACUACACUCCACAGUCAUAGGUUAGAAGUUGCCAUAGGAAGUUACUGCAUAACAAAGCAGUUUCUGCCAGAAAUAAUUGUCUCUUUGGCUACACAAAGCAUUUAAAGAAAAUACAUUAUGGCAGAUAAAAGCCCAUUGAAAUUGCAAAAAAAUCAUUACUUUUCAUAAAUAACUUUGCUGGCGGUACACUGUUCUCCAUUCGUGGAAGGAAACAUUCACGAACAAACAGAUUAGCUGCAAUCAGCUUAUUGCUUUGGGUACAGUACGGAUGGAACAGGUGGAGCAUGUGAAAGAACAAGAAGGACAAAGGACGUGGUGUUAUACUGGCUUUGAUGGUUUGUUGCACAUUAUGUAUAACUUUGUUCUAUUCUGUACUAAGGCAUCAUAGUUUCUCAGGCACAAAGCCGUUUGUUUUUCAAGGUUUGCCUGACUUAAAUGUAGUGAAUGAUUAUGGUGACGAUUGCACAGACACUUAUGAUUGUUCUUGUCCCAGUGAGCAUUCUAACGGAACAAUAAGAGAUGGGACAAAGCCUCCAUGAGUUUGUCGUGUGCUGGUGCUGGUGCUCAGCACAAUAAAUUCAAAGAGGGGAGGGGGGGGUGGAUCAAGACAUCUGGAUCCACACCCCCCUUGUAUACACACAUGGCUUCUGUUUCUGGCUUCAUAGUGGCCAUCCCUCUUUCUUUCCUUUUUCUUAGACAUAUAAUCCUUUCCUCUGCACUCCCCAGUUUAAUCUAUCAUGUACCUAUCCCCCACUCCUCCAACCAAUCUCAUUGAGGAGGACUGAUGUUCAUUUCUUCUUCAUAAUCUAAGCUUUCAUAAUCUAAUCACUUAAGCCUUAAAGGCCCCCUAAACCAGCUCCAAUAUUCUUUUAACAUUUCAAGUAAAUGUGUGCAUUGAGUUCAGAAUGCCGUCACGAUGAGCAGUGCCAAAUGUGGCAGCGCUUUGAGCCGCGAGCACACCACAAAUUCCAAAUAACAGUCCCUUGCCCUCUCCUGGCCUUUUGGUAAUCCCCAGAGUUGGCCGCGACGUCGCCAUUCGUGUCUGCUCAUGCCAUCUGCGAAAAGAACCUGUUUGUCUGCGUGCAGGUAUGCGUGCUCACCGCUCUUCCCCUUCACACGGCGAGGAGGAGCACUUGGUCAGGAGAAGAGACGAGCCGAUGAACGUAGUUUAGCGAAGGAAAGAGCGGGGGUCACUUUUGGGCCAUCAAACGCGUGUAACUCCGCUAUUACGGCACCGUUUCGAAAAAUUCUUGCGGCUGAGUGUUUGUUGAAGACUCGUGCACAACUGCAACACCACAACUAAAUUUCGACCUCUGGUUGGAUGAGGGGCCCUUUAAUUGAUCUUGGAAUUAGGUAGAACACAAAGUAGCGCUUCUUCAUUUAGGAAGGGCGAGCAAGAUACACUUGUACUUGCACCUUUGUAUACUGUGCCAGCAUUUUCAGCCUUGGCUCAUGCUAUGUGAAACAGCCUGUGCUCACAGAAGAGUGUCUACUCCUAGCUCAAUUUUAUUUCAGGAGACCUGAUGCUGUUUCAGAUUCUCAAAAAAUGUUUAUUUAUGAACACAAGCGACUGUGUUAGUGAGGUGUGUAUGCUAUGCUAUAAUAGCACAGUAUGGGUAUUGUUGACGAAGUUGACCACAUUGCUUUUGUGAGCAAGUGCAUAAAUUUUUUUAUAACAUCGCAAAUAAGUGGCAUGGCAUGUUCGAACAUUGCCCAAAACAAGUGGAACAUAUCUUUGAAGUAGUGUGCUUUGAAAUAUGUCUUUCAUCAGUACGAACACAUUUUUUAAAUUUCGCUUGUAGCGGUAUGUGCCCCUUUGGUGGAGAGCCGCAGUUGAUUUUUAAAUCUGAGGAGUCUCUUUGGAAGUGGUCAUAAUCAAUGAAUACAAUGCAGCCUUUUACUCAGGAACUGGUUAUGGUGUGCGUAUAGUAAUUUAAACUGCAAAUAAAAUGUUCCUUGCUGUGAUUUAUUUAGAUACAGUUAGGAAAUUUACUAUUCAAAAUUUUCAAAUAUUCCUGAUUCCACUUUCCAUUUUAAAACACUUUGGAACAUAAAGGGAGAUAGACCAGUGCAACUAUUUAGUGACUAUUUCAUAUGGUUUUGCUGCAAAAGAACCAUCGUUGUUUGACAAAAGCAUCUGUUUCUGAUCCAGUUGUUGGUGUUCACAUUGUUUUUGGUAUUCAUUUCGAUUGAAAAAUUUGCACACUAUUUGAACGCCCUUACCAGUUGUAAUAGCUUUUUACGAUGCUUCUCGUUUCACAACAUUGUUAUGGAUCAAACAAACAAAAAAGAACAUUUCUGUUCAGGCCACACAAAGAUAUAGGCGUGAAGUCUAACGGACUAACGCACCUUGUGUGGCAUGUUACGUACCUUUAAAACAAGAAUGCAGAAUUUAUAUACCUGUGAAUCAAAGACACCAACAUGUUGAAGUUAUAAGCUGCUUUUUAAACAGUCUAAGUUUUAGGCAUAUGUGUUUUGCUGGACUCUUUGUGAGGCUGUUGGUGUUCUAGUGUAAGCAAGGCUGUUGUACUCAGUGAAUUUGAUGAUGAAGCAGUUUUCAGAAUUGUGCACGUCCUUAAAGGCUAGCAGCAGCGAAAUUUUGACCUGCCUGAAGUGUAGUGGCAGGUAGUGCUGAUUUGGAGCAGCCUUUGUGCAAAAUGUUGUUUUAUAUAUACUCAUGGUACAUCACAGACAGCUUACAAAAAUCCACUUUUGAUAAUAGCACUGGGAAAUAAAAGAUACCAUCAUUAACUCUUGCUGGAACUGACUGAACAUAAAUAAGCAGCAUUGCUUUCUGUCAGUGACCACCUUGGUACGGUCAUACUGCUGACCAUGGGCGGCUGCAGUGGGGUGCAAAGAGGCAGGGCCGUACCCAGGAAUUUUUUUCGGGGGGUGUUUGUUUGCAAAAAGGCUAAUUUUGGCAACUGGUGGUCGCUGUGACGGUGUGCAACUAUUUUAGUGUCACCCGAAAAGUUAAAGCACGAAAAAAUUUCGGGGGGGAGGGGUGUCAGAACCCCCUCAACCCCCCCUUAGUUACAAUCCUGCAAAGGGGGCACUUUCCACUUCGCCCGCUGCCGCACUGCAAUGCGAGCUUGCGCUCGUGAAGACAAAAUCCUGCCAACACCCAUGCUGCUAACCACCACUGGCAUAUAAUGCUUGCUUAAGCUGUAAAGCUUAAGCAAUUAUGAAAAACAAAUUAGCCUUGCAACAUCAGCAUAAUUGUGUGAAUCAUGUGUGCACCAAUUUAUAACUAAUUGAGCCAAAGCACACCUUUGCUGCUGUUGGCCUUAAGGCUGUGCAAGGUACAGUAAAUGGAUUGUUCUUGUACAAAUAGCCGAUUGUCUCGAAAGAUGUUGUAGCUGGUGCUCAUGAGUGUUUUUUCCCCCCAUGCCAUUUAUGUUGUUGUAGUUAUGUAUUACCAAUGCCCAAGUGUCUGUUGGAGUAGUCCAUUGGUAAAUUUGUAAAUAUACUCGACUUUUCGUAGUUUUAUAAGACUGAAAAAAAAAAGUGUUGCAUUUGAAACAGUGUAGAUAGCACGAUGUUUUCGAAGUAAUGCUAUACAGUGAUCAGAAAAUUUUCUAAGAAGGCAGGCGAACAUACUCAAUUUUCCCGCAGGUAAUAUAUAGAAAAUAAUUAUUCAGCGGAAUUGAAGGUUUUAUAGUCCGUACAACUUCAAAAGGCAGUGGCGUUUCCGUCGCAAAAGCAGAUUUGCACGAGCCUGCACCAAUGGGCGUGCGCUCUAGACUGACGUCGUAAGACACGGUUGGUGACUUCUCCAUCAGAGAACAUUGCCGAGUACAUGAGCGGGAACGUUUCUUUAGUCGCGGAGGCAAUCACCUGCCGUGCUUCAGUUAUCUAGUUGAGGCCUCUCUCCUGCCUUACGAAGCUGUAUGCGAUUAGUCAGGUGGUUAGCCGCCUUUUGCUUCAAUUUUUUCGCUUGGUAGCAUGUAUCGUCAAAAUGGAUUUCUUUAUAAUAACACAGUAGUUGUCUUACACCUUGAAGAUCAGCUGUGCAACUUUGCAUGUAUAGUGUGGUGCACUAAUCUUCGACAGCCGCGCACACAGAAAAAAAGAAAGAAAAACAAACAGGGUGAUCAUUUAUUUGGGGACAUCAUUUAUUUCAUGUUGUUCCAUGCGACUACAACAAUUCCAGGCAAAAACCAGCAUAUGAGAAUUUUAUUUCAGCGCUUUGCUGAAGAGUAUUCGAAACACUCACAGAUAACUGCACUGUUGAUGAAAAUGUGAGGUGUUUGUGAGAUUUUAUUGGCAGUUAAGUCGUAAUGUUCACGAAGCUCUGUCACGUUUUUUCUGUAAAUAUGUUUCCUCAUUGAAAGCAUUGAACACAAAGUGCAUAAUAUUUGUGCAAGCCAUAGCUAUGUUGGCGGAGCCUCCUAAACUGGAAUAAGAACACACUGUGAAUAAAAUGUCCAGCCUGCC